This is a messenger RNA of Petromyzon marinus (sea lamprey), 1457 nucleotides long. Lineage: Eukaryota; Metazoa; Chordata; Hyperoartia; Petromyzontiformes; Petromyzontidae. The record is from RefSeq and is a predicted model, not a curated record.
CCGGCGACAGCAGCGGGCCGUGGCUGCUGCAUCUGUGGUUGUCAGUCGCUCUGAGAGCCACUCUGCGCAUUCCUCCCCUAAUGGAAGAGGCACGGGGAUUGUGGGAUUAAAAUGGGGAUUGGGAGAACGUUUUUAGUGGACGGGAUUUAUUUUAUUUCCAUGAUAUAUGCCAAAGGGCCCGAGUGUUAAAUCACACACGGAUAAUACAUGAUGAUGAUGAUGGUGGUAAUACUGUGCAGGUGCGCGCGGUUGUGCUACUGUUUGGAUUUCGCCACUGUGUGAUUUCGGGAGUGUGUCGCGGCGUGUGUUGUUCGGCUCGAUGUCCGACGUUUCGCUCCGCGGGCUGCUGGGCGAGCUUCUUCAGGAAAAACUGAAUGUCUGCAGACAAAAAAAAUCUGACAUAGCUAAUGCCCGCUUCGGUAGAAGAUGCGUGAACUAAUUAACGUAUGUCAGACUUAGGCACAAAUUACAAAGCGCGCAUUUGAGGUGGGCUGAUGUCACGGCGGAGGCGUUAGCACGUGGGUGAGAUGGAGCAGCCUCACUCGAUUCCCGAGGUCACGACCUCAUGGAGCUCAACGUCCGCAGAACGUCGAUGUCGAUUGAAUUCGGUCGUGAAAAGCCUUUCAGUCACCGGUGAGCCGGAGAAGCUUUGUGGGUCAGAAUGUGGUUAAUACAUCAGCCACGUAUAUAUGAUAACGUAUUGUAUUUGUAAACGUGACAAUCUCGUCGGGUGGUGGAGGGGUAAUGACACGAAUUGUGGCACAAAACUACCAUCACGUAGCCUAACCCAAAAAUAAACGUGGAUCAGAGUAAUAACAAAGAUGAUCGUGUCGGUCAUGGUAAUCACGCUGAUAGCGGUCGUGAUGAUAAUUCCGAUGUCGACACUGCUGAUUAUUAUACAUCUACUUCUGCUGAUGAUAACGAUGCUGCUUAUGAUUAUGAUGCUGCUGAUGAUGCUGCUGCUGUCGAUGCUUUUACUGAUGAUGCUGCUGUUUGGCCCCUGGGCCCCGUGGCGUCCACUCAGUGCGGGUGAAGUGGGGUCGCCAACUCCACUGCGUCACGGAGCUCGAUACGAGCCGCCCGCCGCUGGCGUUCAAGUCUCGCCUCUUCUCCCUCACCGGGGUGCGCCCCGAGCGACAGAGAGUGGUGCUGCUGGGCACACAGCUCAAGGACCACAGCUGGGGGAUAUUGAAGCUCAGAGAUGGUGUGACGGUGCUGCUCGUCGGCACGACGGACGAGCUGCCCCUGGUGCCACCGGAUCGGCCCCUGUUUGCGGAGGACAUGUCCCGAGGAGGGCACCUCCCUUCUGCGCUGGCGCCACCCGUGGGGCUGCUGAACCUGGGCAGGAGCUGCUACCUGAGCGCCGUCGUGCAGUGCCUGGGCAGCAUCCCCGAGCUCCGAGCGGCACUCGCCGGGUGAGCGACGGGUACUCACCGGGUGGGGUACUCACCUGGUGA